Leptosomus discolor (cuckoo roller) is the source of this 1006-nucleotide messenger RNA. Lineage: Eukaryota; Metazoa; Chordata; Aves; Leptosomiformes; Leptosomidae. The record is from RefSeq and is a predicted model, not a curated record.
AAGUGCCCUUAAGAAAUGGAAGAAAUGAGAUUUGUCAUUUGUUUUGUGUGCAGGAACUGACAGAAGAAGGCCUUCCUUUUCUCAUACUUUUCCACAUGAAAGAUGACUUGGAGAGUUUAGAGAAAUUCCAACAAGAGGUUGCACGACAGUUAAUAAGUGAAAAAGGUACAAUAAACUUCCUCCACGCUGACUGCGAUAAAUUCAGGCACCCGCUCCUCCACAUUCAGAAGACUCCAGCAGACUGCCCCGUUAUUGCCAUUGACAGCUUCAGGCACAUGUACGUCUUUCCAGACUUCAGUGACUUGUCAGUUCCAGGUAAACUGAAGCAAUUUGUACUAGACUUGCAUUCUGGAAAAUUGCAUAGAGAGUUUCAUCAUGGCCCUGAUCCAACGGACGUAGCACCUGGACAGCCGAUUCAGGAUUUAGCAAGCAGCCCGCCAGAGAGCUCAUUCCAGAAACUGGCACCCAGUGAACAUAGGUACACCUUAUUGAGGGAAAAAGAUGAACUUUAAAAACUUGAAAUAAUCUUGCAAGCCUUUCGGACAGCAGCAUUGACUUCUGUGUGGUGGAAAUAGUAAACCUAUAUUUUCAUAAUUCUAUGUGUAUUUUUAUUUUGAAUAAACUGAAAAAUAAUUUUUUUUUUUCUCCCCAGGCUUGUAAAUACAUUUGUUUGGUGGGUCCUUCUGUACAGCUUCUUUCAAACAGUACGUUCCUAAUGCUCGAGUGAGAUAUCAGAGACCCAUCCAGACUCUUGAUCUAACUCUGUUCUGUAAAACUUUUAUAAUCCAGAUGAAGGUAUCCUUGCCAGAGACAUGCUGUUAACUUGCACUAUCCCAUUAAAUAGGACUUUUGGGUUGUUUUCUGUGUAACCAUGGUAGUAUGUGCUUUUUCUUCUUCAUGUGAACAGCUAUCCUGGUAAUCUAUUUCUUUGUCACGUUUUUCUCCAACUGAAGAGGGUCUUCUAUUCUGGAUACUUGGGAGGGGAAUAAAUUAAAGUUUUACAGAA